AUGGCUGCCCUUCAAGCUGGACAGACUGGCACUCAGGUGCGCUUAGCUCCAGACCAGCGUGAUGCGAAAGCCAGACAGCAGGUGAAAUGGCAGAUGGCCCCGUUUCACCGGUGUGCCACCGAGUUGCGAGCAAAUGUUCGAGAGAAACCAAUCGCCGGAAAGCAGCCGGACUGGUGGUUGGAUGGCAGGUCCAAAGAAGCGGCAAAAAACAGACAUCAGGAGAUCAAGAAGGAGUCGCAAAACAUGUUGCAAAAAUUCAAGAGGGAUAAGAGCCUACCGAUCCUUCGCAGAGUGGAAGGAGGAUCACAGGAUCCAUCCUGGGGAGGGCCUGCGAGAACUGGUGAGGAGCUUUUGUGCAACAGCAUUCCGUUUGGUCCGUUUCGCUCCAGCUACACAAAGGCCGGCCGGUCACUGCAGGACCUAGACGACAAGGAGUCAGGGCCAAUAAUGAUGUCCAUCCAUCAGUACUACGCCAAUGCAGGUGAGACAGUGACCAGCAGAGAGGGUAUCUUGUGCCCUCCUCACAGCCGAUACAAGCAAUUCAAGAGCUGCUCGCAUCACUACAAGCUUUUGACCCGGCAGCCAGGUGGACUUUGA
Cladocopium goreaui is the source of this 597-nucleotide messenger RNA. Lineage: Eukaryota; Dinophyceae; Suessiales; Symbiodiniaceae. The record is from the annotation of a GenBank genome assembly.